ACAAGGAAAGGACAACGGUUAGCAUCCAGUGCUGUUUUUCGGUCCGCGUUAAUUCCUUAAUGUUUGUAUUUAUUUAUUAAUUCCUCAGUGUUUGCGUCUGUAAUGCUAUCCGACGCCAGGAUGAGCGCGUCUUGGGGAACUUUGAAGCUUUUCGGGCUAGCUUAGCUUGUUAGCUUGCUAACAAAGAGACGCUGACGUGAUCUACACAGCACGCAGCACGCUAAGUGUAAAGUGUUGCGGUUGUGCGAAAAUGUGUGAAGUACAAAUGCUGAGAGAGUUUGUGAAAGAGCGACUAAAUGCGGCUGUUGAAGAAAUAUUUGUAGUGUUCGAAAGAACGAUAGCGGACUACGAGGAGGAACUUUCUCGAACAAAAGCGGAGAACGAGCGACAACGUCAACUACUGGACGCUGUUUUCAAGACGCAUCAACUUGUGUUACAAAGAGCAGACGUCACUGAAGAACAUCUUUCCCCUGAGCAGCAAGAGUGGAACUCCAGGAUGCAGCAGGAGAAGCCCCAGCCCCCACACAUUAAGGAGGAAGAGGAGGAGCCACAACCCCAACACAUUAAGGAGGAAGUGGAGGAGCCACAGCCCCCCCACAUUAAGGAGGAAGAGGAGGAUCACAGCAUCAGUCAGGAGGGAGAGCAUCUUGAAGGAUUGGAGGAGGUCCCAGUGAUUUGUGUCAUUGUAAAGAGUGAAGAUGAUGAAGACGCAGAUCAAAGUGAAGAGAAGAGAGAGGUGGAGCUUCCAAGCAGCAGCUCAACUCAACACAUGACAACAGAAGCUGAUGGAGACCGUCGUAGACCAGACGACCUCUUAGCUCCAUUAUCAGAUAGUGACGACACAACGUCACACUCUCGUGACACUGAUGAUGAAGACUCUAAAGCUGAUAUGACAUGUCACACUGACAACACACGCUUUAAAUGCUCUCAGUGUGGCAAAACUUUUAAUGACCGUAGUAAUAUGAGAAGACACAUGAGACUACACACAGGAGAGAAACCAUUCACUUGCUCAGUUUGUGGUAAACGAUUCUCCCUCAAGGCACAUUUGAAAUCACACACAACAGUACACACUAGAGAGAAACAUUUUACAUGUUCGGUGUGUGGUAAAUGUUUUUUACGAAAGCAAGAGGUGAAGAUACACAUGCGAAAGCACACAGGAGAGAGACCAUAUACCUGUUCAAUCUGCGGUAUAGGUUUUGUACAAGCUUCGGAUAUGAAAAAACACAUGACAAAACACACCGGAGAAAAACCAUAUUCCUGUUCAGUCUGUGGUGUAGGUUUUGUCCGAAAUAAUCAUUUGAAUAGACACAUGAGAACACACACCGGAGAAAAACCAUAUUCCUGUCCAGUCUGCAACAAAAGCUUUCGUGACCGAUCACGUUUUGUAGCACAUGAGAGAAGACACACUGGUGAGAAAGUGGUGCGUUGCAAUGUGUGUGAUGAAAGGUUCCCUUAUGAGUACCAGUUUAACAAUCACGCGUGUGCUGGUGAAAACAGCAGUAGUAAAUGAAGCUGCAGGACUUGAAAUAAGUAACUCUGACUUAACAGCACCGCAUAUAACAUGUGUGACGUCAAUGUAACUGUCUUGUUACUAUGUUUUUACCAUUUACCAUACCGCAACCACCAAACAUCCAACUUUAUUCAUCACUACCAAAGCCACAAAGAAAGGUACGCUUCGUGAAUGUGGCUUUUAGCUAGCUGUUUCAACAUUUGGUAACACUAACAGCUUAAACAAGCUACCUAAUGUCUUUUCAAUAAAAUGUCCCUUAAAAGUGUUGGUAGCUAACAUAUUGGCUUGUCAAACGUUAACUACAAAGGUAAUGUUUGCUAACAUGAAUUGCUUAUGAAAGCAAUUCAUGCUAAACAAUAAACAUGAAAGCUUAUUAAAUGAACGUUAAGUUUGAAAUGCUAAAGAUUGUGAGAGAGUUUUUGAUAUCAUGUCCAGGCGAACAGCAGGACACUCCACAGGUGUUGAUUUGAUUAUUGCAGACAUUGCGUCAUUAAUAAGCUUCAUUACUAUUCUUUUUUAAACAAUAUCUUUUUUUUUUUACAUUUUUUAUUUAUUUUUAAGGGUUUUUUUUUAAGAUUCUUUAAGUCAUUAAAUGUAGGUCUGCUGUACAGUUAUUAUUGAGGUUGUUGUGCAGGGGUGUCAAACUGAAAGCCACCUUUAGGUUGCAGGUCAAACUGCACCCCAACCCACAGACACAAACUUUAUUAUUAUUUAUCCUGAAAUGAACACUUGUUUGUUUCUGCACACUGAAAGUAUUAAAGGCCUUCUUGUCCUCCUACUCAUGCGCAUGAUCAGUGCGCACACACACACACACAAAUGCUCGUGGUUACGCAGUCCAACACGUGUGAAAAGGAGUAGGAAGAAGCAGAUUUUAUUUAAUCCUCAUUUAAUCCAUGCCUACUCCUGAUAAUUCAUUCACAUCGUAACUUUUACAUGCUGACACUUGCUCAUUUACAUUUUGUUCACUUCCUGUGUGUAUAAACCUCGUACGUUGUUAACGAAAAGGAAGAAAUAAAAAAAUUCUAAUACAAAUAGGAUUCAGAUGUAAUAACAUAAUAAAAUAUAGUAAUAAUUUAUAAUAAAUAGGAAUAAGUUAGAAUUAGUGAUGACCUUUUUAUAAAUAAUUUCAAUCAAAAAUAUUGUGGACAAAUAUAUGAAUACUACACUAAAUAUAUGGACAGAAUCACACAUUUUAUUCAUAGUUUCUGUAUAUAACUUGAGCAAUACUUUAUUGGUGAUAAUAAAUAUGUUUCCUAAUGUUGUAUUUUCAUAUAAAAAUGAAUUUGGCACAAUCUACAUUAUUGUGGAGUUGUUGUCUUUCAGCUGUGUCAAGUGUUUGUGAGUUGUCUUUUGUUUCCUUGUUGUCGAGGUGAUGUCAGAUUCACCAUUUGUCCAGUUUCUUGACGUCUAUACAUAAACGACACAGUCCCGAUUGUGAUUCUGUUCAUAAUUUUUAUGGACAGAAUUUCUCAGCGCAGCCAAGGUGUUGAGUGGGUCCAGUUUUGGGGCCUUCGGCUCUCUUCUCUGCUAUUCGCCGAUGAUGUGGUCCUGAUGGCCUCAUCAGACUGCGACCUGAAGCGUUUACUGGGGCGGUUCACAGCUGAGUGUGAAGCCUCUGCAAUGAGACUCACCACCUCCAAAAUUGAGGUCAUAGUCCUCACCUGGAAAAGGGUGGAUUGCACCCUUCGGGUUUGGAGUGAAGUCUUGCCCACAGGUGGAAGAGAUCAAGCACCUUGGGGUCUUGAUCACGAGUGAAAGAAAGCUAGCGUGUCAGAUCGACAGGCGGAUCGGUGCUUUGAUAAAACG
Dunckerocampus dactyliophorus (ringed pipefish) is the source of this 3316-nucleotide messenger RNA. RefSeq names its product oocyte zinc finger protein XlCOF6.1-like. The record is from RefSeq and is a predicted model, not a curated record. Lineage: Eukaryota; Metazoa; Chordata; Actinopteri; Syngnathiformes; Syngnathidae. Gene Ontology annotation, biological process: regulation of transcription by RNA polymerase II. Gene Ontology annotation, molecular function: DNA-binding transcription factor activity; RNA polymerase II cis-regulatory region sequence-specific DNA binding. The coding region runs from base 251 to 1510 and encodes 419 amino acids. The transcript has 2 exons.